This is a messenger RNA of Carassius auratus (goldfish), 1979 nucleotides long. RefSeq lists its product as uncharacterized. The transcript is spliced from 11 exons. Gene Ontology annotation, molecular function: protein binding. The record is from RefSeq and is a predicted model, not a curated record. Bases 217 to 1428 code for a protein of 403 amino acids. Lineage: Eukaryota; Metazoa; Chordata; Actinopteri; Cypriniformes; Cyprinidae.
ACAACCUAUAUGCUAUUUUCUUUUACGUUUCACAGACUCGAGGGUAGGCUAAAUGAUGACAAUUUAAAUAUAACGUGAUAACAGAAAUGGUAUAAACACAGAACAUGAACUGUAUCGACGGAGGGAGGAUCUGUUUGCCUUUGGUGUUACUACGACAACAGACAUAGUGCUCUGUCUGGAGAACGCUGACACGUUCCAGAACAAAGUUGAUAACAAAUGUUUAGUAUCGUAAUGCGAAAGACGCAGUCUGCAGUGUCGAGCGCCGCCGGUGAUGAAGUGCUGCAGCUCCGCGCGCUCUGGAGAAGAUACGAGCAUCACUGCACGCGGACUAACAGCUGUCCCAGUGCACUGCUCAGGCAGGACAUCCUUCACCAAAUCGACAGACGCGAGCCCCUCAGAAAGAUAAUGCUGUCAUUUCCAGAUUGUGGGCCUUCAGACUCAGUUCUACCCAGCCUUCAGCCUCUGUUAAUGGCUAUACGAGAUGAGCGUUACACACAUGCACAAGAAUUCCACAUCUGGAGUCUGUCUCUCAAGCAAAAAGAUAUAGUUGAGCUGUGUCUUCUUUUGGAGAAGAAGGGGAGGACAGUUUAUCCCUUUAAAUCACUGGAGCUACUUGAUUGCAAACUAACUGAAGGGUCUCUGGCAAGACUGGGCAAGGCUGCAGCCGUCAGCUACCUCACCACUCUCUGCCUGGACUACACCCGCGUGGAUCUGGAAGGGUUGAAAGGUUUGCUGAGUGGAGGUUUGGGGGCCAGUCGAAUAUCCUCCCUGAGUUUGUGUUACUGUGGUUUGGGUUCAUGGAGCGGAACUCUGCUAGCUUCACUCCUCACCAACAGUUCUGUGAGGGAGCUGUACCUCAAUGGCAAUGAGCUGCAGUGUGGGGGUGCCGCAGAACUGCUGAAACCUGUGGCCGAAAACAACCAAAAACUGGCAGAAAUCCAAAACAGGACCACAUCCAUCACAGAUGAAACAGAGUUGAUCUCCCAAAGGAGCAAUACCACAUCUUCCAGACAAAAGAAAGCAAAGAGCAAAGGGAAGAAGACAAAGAAGAAAAGAGAAAAAAACAAGAGCGGCCAUGGCGCCGCAGGAGGCCCGUGGCUAGAGAAGCUGCACUUGUGUGAUAAUUCCAUUGAUGGCUCAGGAAACGAGGGACCAAAUCAACUGAAUCACUUCCUGCAGAUCCUUUGCAUUGUUGUGAAGUUCUCCAGUUGCCUGACCGAACUGGAUCUCGGUGAGAAUCACAUUGGAGAAGAUGGUGCAAAAGUGUUUUUAGAGGCCCUGAGAGAGAGACAAGCAACUAAACUAUCUCCAAUAAAAAUCCAGGUUUCAACACGCAUGUCCACAGAAACAUUCAGUGCCAUUUUGAAAAGUGCAAAGGAGCUUAAAUCUGGGAAAAAGAGAAGAAAGACUAAGGGAAAAAAUAAGUAGACCAUCUGAAGGAUAUCGAAGGAAAUUGCUGACAGACACAAGAAUGUUUUUCCACGCUAUUUCUCCAUGUUUUUAAGAAUCAUCUUCUUUUUAUGUGGUCUGAAUUGAAUUGGACAACAUCCGUGCAUCAAAUGUGACCGCACAGCAGACUCCCAGAUUGUGAACCACUUAUUUGUUAGCGGUGCACUGGCAUGGGGUUCGGGAACAGAUCUUAUUUUAUGUUGCUCCACUGGGAGAUUGAAAUAGCAGAAGGAUGUUUGUUCUUAAGUGCUUCUUUCUUUUUCUUGUCCCUUCAUCAAGUACAUAUUUGCUACCAGAAUGUUAUAACAGUUUAAUACAUGCAAUGUUUAUAUUUUUAUAAUAAUGUGAACGACAGAGUUAGCAUUUAUUCACGUGUUUCUGUGAGCACUACAUGUUGAUUGAAUAGCAGACUAGAUAUAUCUUCUGUUAAAUUUGGUUUUGUCUCCACCCUGUGGCCAAGAAUGAUAAUGCACUGUUUCGCGUUGUUUUCUAUGGAUUUACGUUUUACUUCUGUCUCUGUAGUGGAACAU